Molecule: messenger RNA, 6457 nt
Organism: Paramuricea clavata
Lineage: Eukaryota; Metazoa; Cnidaria; Anthozoa; Malacalcyonacea; Plexauridae
Source: the annotation of a GenBank genome assembly
CCUGAGGUAUGUCAUAUCAACGCCACGUGUUCAAAUUUAGAAGGUUCAUAUUCUUGUCAAUGUAAGCCGGGCUUCACUGGAGAUGGGCAAUUGUGCACAGGUUAGUACAAUCAAACGUGAGAAACCAUGAAACUAUAGGGGUACUUGCCUCCAUUCGGAAAGUUACUGUCUUGCCAUAUAUCCUGGAAUUUCUGUUCUCAUUCUAUAUGAUUUUUUCUGUGUUGGUAUUAUGUACUAGUCAGGUGAAUAUGAUAUGUUUGUGAUGGGAAUCGAACCUGCGACCUUUGAAAUACUAGCCCAACGCUCUGCCAACUGAGCUACGUGGUCAGGGCCGGUCGGUUCGAGUUUGUGAUAUUUCGGAAAUGAUUCUAGUUCCUUCGAUAUCAAUGCAAUCUAGUAAUCAUGAUUUUUCCUGUGUUGGUGUUAUGUACUCAGGUGAAUAUGAUAUGUUUAUGAUUAUUUUCGGCUCACUCUCCAUCGGCGCCGCAAUUUUUUUUUCCGUGGACAGUCGGACUCCUCAUUGAUAGUCGGACGCAUCAUUGACCCGCGCCCUUAGACAAAACAUUCAGCGGAUACUCUUAUUAGAUGCGCCUUCCCAGUCUUGCGCACGCAAUUGGUGAUUUCAAAAUAUUGUAUUGCUUGGUUGAGAUGUCAAGAUCUUCAUAUCUUGUGUGGCGAUGACAUUAUAUUCGCCAUUCCCACUUGCUUUUCUUUGCUUUUGUAACUGUUUUUUGUAACUCUUUUUAAGCCAUGCCUUUCAAAACACCAUGGAUAGGAUGUAUCAAUUAUUUAGUCUCAAUAAAUCUAUAUUUAGUCUCAAUAGAUUAAUAAAUAGAUUGAUAGAUUAAAAUCCCAUGGUGGUAAAGGUAGCUACGAAGCAUACAGUGACUUUGUCAUAGUGUUAAAGGCAGCUCUCUAAAUUGUCAUAGUGUUAAAGGCAGCUCUGUAUUCUAGUGGAUACGCAGAUACGCAGUCAAAUAGUUAUUUUGAGAAUGAGGCAUACAGUUAGAUUAGCAUUAGAUCAAAUUCUCAUGCUAUAGGUAGCUCUAUAUUUUAGUGGAUACGCGGAUACGUGGAUACGCAGUCAAGUAGCUAUUUUGAGAUUAAGACGACAGUUAGUUGGCAUUAAUAGAUUAAAUUCUCAUGCUAUACAGAGCUUAAAUCAUAAAUGUGGUGUAAUAUGUAAAUAUGUUCCUCACAACCGGACAUUGGUGUUUGACAGAUUAUGAUUAAUUAGCGUUGCUGGGAGAAAAAUUUUUAUAUUAUAAAGCAUACUAAGCAUAAUAUUAAACAUUAAAAGUCUUGAAUAAUAUUUCCUUUAUAGUAUCAAUUCGUAUUGUCUUGGUAAUUAGUUUGUGGAAAUUAGAACGAGGCAAUAAUAUCUGGUAUAUACGUAUCCAGUGAAAUAGUGGCCGGGCUACAUGAUAUGAUAUUACUAGUGGACGGGUAUUCUGCAAUACUUCUAUUUGUUUUUAACUCGCAAUAACAGUUCUUGAGUAUUUUCGGAACCAGAAAAACAAAUUUGUAGAUUUACAAUAGUAUCGCGAAACAUAUCGUUCAUCUUUCUGGCGUGGUCGAAGAACAACGUGGAAUGAUGGAUAUAUGGUGCACCAGUGGGUUACACAGGGUACGAAGGGAUCCAUCAAUAACGCGCAGAGGCCUGGACGCGGAUCAAUGAUGCGUCCGACUAUCAAUGAGGAGUCCGACUGUCUACGGAAAAAAAAUUUGCAUCGGCGCCUUUCAGUGACUGAUUACAUCCAUUAUUACACUCAGUAAUGAUAUUAUCUACUAAGCUUAGACUAUUUAUUUUUACAACUCAAUUGUGAUAUUACUUUCCUAACUAUGUUUGUCUGCCCAGAGAAAACUCACGACUUUCGGCAGAGCGUUGACAAAUGAGUCCAUAGCGAGAAUCGAACCCACGAUAUCUCCUCCCUUAGUCAAAUUAAAAUUAUGGCCAUUUCAUUAUUCAAUAUGUAUUUGUUCUGCACUACAACAUUCAUUAAAAUCAUGAACAUUUAUCCAAUAUGGUCUAUCGUUGUUUAGAUUUCACGGAAUGUGGAGCCAACAAUCCUUGUCAUGUCAAUGCAACCUGUACCGAAGAACUUGGUAGUUUUAAAUGUUAUUGCAAGCCUGGUUUCACUGGCGAUGGAUUGAACUGCGCAAGUAAUUGCCACUGAUAUCACAUUUGUGUCGGUUUUCUUCGAUCGUUCGAGGUUUAUAACUAGCUUAUAUACCUUGAAUAAAUGAUUAGAUUAAACUUCUAGACAAAACGCGAGAAUUUUUCAUUAAAAAUUUUUGAAAAUAGCAAAAUAUGUUAGAAAACCUCCACAAAUGUGCAGAUACAAUAUGGUUUUUAAGUAAAAAUAUGGAUUGUUUAAUUUUCAACAUCAGAGCGUUUUCGAAUAAACAACAAUUACGUGCUGCCCAUGUGAUUACAAAAACAUUUUAUUUAUGCCCCAAAUCUGUUUUAAAUGCAAAACUUGCACUGGAACAACAAGAAACAUAUAUAAAGAACCGUUUUUAUAUUGUACAUGCCAAGUUCCAUCAGGAAUGAACAACAUUUAGGAUGAGCAAACCAAAUUUACUUUUUCGCCUUUAAUUUGGAGGACAAAUUUUUGUUUCUUUAUGGAACAAAGUUUCCCCCGCAAUGAAUUGAGCAUUUAAAAGAAGAAAUAUUCUUCACCACUAGUGGCUAUACUCACUAAAGUUUUAAAAUAUCAUUGCAUUGCAGAUAUUGAUGAGUGCACCGAACAGCCUGAGGUAUGUCAUAUCAACGCCACGUGUUCAAAUUUAGAAGGUUCAUAUUCUUGUCAAUGUAAGCCGGGCUUCACUGGAGAUGGGCAAUUGUGCACAGGUUAGUACAAUCAAACGUGAUAAAACAUGAAACUAAGGGUACUUGCCUCCAUUUGGAGAGGUUACUGUCUUGCCAUAUAUCCUGGAAUUUCUGUUCUCAUUCUAUGAUUUUUUCUGUGUUGGUGUUACUCUGAGUGUAUAUCCACACAGGGAAAGCUUGGAAAAUAUGCCUAGCCACGGUGGGAAUCGAACCUGCGACCUUUGGAAUACUAGCCCAAUGCUCUGCCAACUGAACUACGCGGUCAGUCGGGUCAAUGACACUCAAGAGAAGCUCAGAUUGAACCUCCACUCAUUGAGUGUGAGUGAGCUUUUAGAAUACGGGCGUAAAAAUGCCGAAAAUCAAGCCACAGAAAAGUUCCAACUUUUCCCGCUCAACACCUCCUAGUUGGGUCCCUUUUUCCUGAUGGUUCCUGACGCCCCUCCACUGACAAAUUCGUAAAAGAGGCCAUGCGCCAUGAAACAAACAACGACUAGAAUUAAAGCACUUAUUGAGUAAUAACCGUGAAAAACAACAGAUACAAUAUGGUUUUUAAGUAAAAAUAUGGAUUGUUUAAUUUUCAACAUCAGAGCGUUUUCGAAUAAACAACAAUUACGUGCUGCCCAUGUGAUUACAAAAACAUUUUAUUUAUGCCCCAAAUCUGUUUUAAAUGCAAAACUUGCACUGGAACAGCAAGGAACAUAAGAACCGUUUUUAUAUUGUACAUGCCAAGUUCCAUCAGGAAUGAACAACAUUUAGGAUGAGCAAACCAAAUUUAGUUUUUCGCCUUUAAUUAGGAGGACAAAUUUUUGUUUCUUUAUGGAACAAAGUUUCCCCCGCAAUGAAUUGAGCAUUUAAAAGAAGAAAUAUUCUUCACCAGUGGCUAUAUUCACUAAAGUUUAAAAAAAUCAUUGCAUUGCAGAUAUUGAUGAGUGCACCGAACAGCCUGAGGUAUGUCAUAUCAACGCCACGUGUUCAAAUUUAGAAGGUUCAUAUUCUUGUCAAUGUAAGCCGGGCUUCACUGGAGAUGGGCAAUUGUGCACAGGUUAGUACAAUCAAACGUGAUAAAACAUGAAACUAAGGGUACUUGCCUCCAUUUGGAGAGGUUACUGUCUUGCCAUAUAUCCUGGAAUUUCUGUUCUCAUUCUAUGAUUUUUUCUGUGUUGGUAUUAUGUACUCAGGUGAAUAUGAUAUGUUUGUGAUGUUACUCUGAGUGUAUAUCCACACAGGGCAAGCUUGGAAAAUAUGCCUAGCCACGGUGUGAAUCGAACCUGCGACCUUUGGAAUACUAGCCCAAUGCUCUGCCAACUGAGCUACGCGGUAAGGUCGGUUCAAGUAUGUGAUAUGUCUUGCGGAACUGACUCUAGUUCCUUCGAUAUCAAUGCAAUCUUGUAAUCAUGAUUUUUUCUGUGUUGGUGUUGUGUACUCAGAUGAAUAUGAUAUGAUUAUGAUUAUUCAGCUCACUCCCCAUCGGGGAUUUUCAGUGAGCGAUUAUAUCAAGCAUUACACUUUGUUAUAUUAACUACUAAGCUUAGACUAUUUAUUUUUACAACAAUUGUGAUAUCACUUUAUAAAAUAACAUGUACAUAUAUAACGUAUACUCUGACUAUCGUGUUGUUGUUAUUUUAUAAAACAAUUACUUUAUGGUUUCCGUGUUUGGAUGGCCUGAUCCAAACACUUGGGAAUGUUGCUAGAGUUAAGAAAAGCGCGCAAAUUCACUCGCCUUCGAUAUUCGGCUCGUGUUUCGCGCGCUUUUCUUAACUCUCGCAUCAAUCCCGUGUGUUUAGAUUAGGCCAUCCAAACGCGGAAACCAUAAAGUAAUUGUAUAUUCCCAACUAUGUUUAGCCGCCCAGAGAAAACCCGCGACUUUUGGCAGAGCGUUGACAAACUCUUUUCACACGUGUCGCCGUAUGAGUCCAUAUAUAGCGAGAAUCCAACCCACGAUAUCUCCUAUCUAAUUAGUCAAAUUAAAAUUAUGGCCAUUUUAUUAUUUUUAUAUGUAUUUAGGCGACUGCCUCGUUGAAUGAAAUAUUCCAUCUUUCACCGAAUGAAAAUAUAUUUUUACCAUUGCACGAAUAAACAUUCAUCAUUUGUUUUAUAUAAUACCAAAAUAGACUAAUAGAUUCGUAUAUGAGUGAAGCAUUUUGACGGAUUCGAUUUAACACAAAGAGUGCAAUGGAAUAAAACGUAUAGUAGCUACAAUUGUACUCGCAAAGAAUGCAAUGGAACGUAUUCCAUUGCACUCUUGGGAAAUGGAAUUUUCUAUUCAAUAUCACGUCACCAUAAACAGCCAAUUAAACGAUCAGAAUUCAAUAAGGUAUAUACUGUAUACUCGAUAUCUCCUAUCUAAUUAUAGUCAAAUUAAAAUUAUGGCCAUUUUAUUAUUUCUAUAUGUAUUUAAUUUGUUCUGCACUACAACUUUCAUUAAAAUCAUGAACAUUUGUCCAACAUGGUCUAUCUUUGUUUAGAUAUCAUGGAAUGUGAGGCCAACAAUCCUUGCCAUGUCAAUGCAAACUGUACCGAAGAACUUGGUAGUUUUAAAUGUGAUUGCAAGCCUGGCUUCACUGGCAAUGGAUUUUUUAACUGCACAAGUAAUUGUCACUUAAUUUUAUUCAUACUCGAAAAACUAUUGGCCUGACAACUACUUUAUUUUCUCCAGGUCAAAUAUAAAUACGUGUUGAAGUACGUCUAACAUGCUAAAUGCAAACACCGAAUGCGAUAUGUCCUCAUUGUUAUUACUGUUAUCUGACUGUUGUUGAACAAAAUAUUUGAUGAUUUUAGUGAGAAAAUGCAAUCUAUUCGCUUUUAUAUUUGAUGUAGAUAUCAAUGAAUGUCUUCAGUCAGACAUUUGUCAUGCUGAAGCAGACUGUCAAGAUUUCAUUGGAACGCAUCGUUGUACUUGCAAGCCCGGUUUCACCGGAGACGGGAUUACAUGCACAGGUACUAGCUAAUUACUAGCUUCUGUAGAGGUGUAUAUUAAUCACCUAAUCCAGUUGAAACAUGAGUUUUUACUCGAGUACGGAUGGAGUAUACAUGACCUAUACAGAAUAUAAAGAAUGAAUCUUGAAGCAAAGAAGUGAAGUCGGGAAACAUGGAAAGAAGAUGCGGAUAGUGGGCUUCUUUUUACCAUAGUGUUAAUGUGUAUAGUAAGCUUCGCUUUACUAUAGCCUGCUACUGUAGAUCGAUGGUAGGGGAUUUACCGAGGUUGGAUGACUUUCCUGUACUUGGAACUCGUGUGAGUAGAGUUCAGUUCGUUAUGUCGUGUGCUUUGGGUCGUCAUGUUUCCUCCCUUUCCAAAAACUGAUCCUUGCAGUAGGAUUCGUAUUGACCAGAAAGUAAUGGCCCACACCGCCACGGUAACAGCUCAAAUGGUUUACUAAUACACAAAUGUAUACAUUCGAAUUAAAUGUGAACAGAUGAAAAUUUGAAGGGUAUAAAUGGAUACUGUGCGCUGAAACACAUGCACCAAAAAGUGAACUUUACUUUUUAUACCUGUUUCAGAUAUCGACGAAUGCCAGGAAAACAGCGAUAAUUGUCAUAACAAUGCCACGUGUUCAAAUAAUGAAGGAAGUUUCGACUGCCAAUGUAUCCAAGGUUACACAGGUGAUGGUACAGAUUGUGCAGGUA